AUGGCUAUCUCUGUCGAUCAGACCCCUGCGGGCAAAUAUCCCGCAAAAGUUCAUGCAAAGCGAGUUGCGGCCCGCAUACAGGAACUCGGGCAUGGCGAUUCUGGAAUUAUUUAUCUCGAAGGCCAGAAGACGCACAUGAUUGAGGAUAGUGAUGGGGAAAUGCCAUUCCGCCAACGCCGCAACUUCUUCUACCUAUCCGGCUGCCCCCUCCCCGAUUCCUACCUCACAUAUGACAUUAAAGCGGACAAGCUGACCAUUUUCAUCCCCCCCAUUGAUCCCGCUUCAGUCAUCUGGUCCGGAUUGCCCCUUUCCGUCGAGGAGGCUUUGGAGAUAUACGAUGUCGACGCCGUCCUAUCAACAGCUGAAGUCAAUGCCAGCUUGGCGCAUUACUGCUCAGCACAGGGCGGCAAGAAAGUCUUUGCAAUCGCCGACCAAGUUUCCCCACAUAUAACUUUCCUUCCAUUUCAAGAGAUCGAUUUUGAUGUCUUGAAGCGAGCCGUUGAGGAAUCGCGCGUUGUCAAAGAUUCGUAUGAGAUUGCUCUGCUCCGGCGGGCGAAUGAGAUAUCUUCCAAGGCACAUGUGGCGGUGUUCAAGGCGGCGACGUCCGCUAGGAACGAGCGGGAAUUGGAGGCUAUUUUUGUCGGCGCGUGCAUGUCCAGUGGGUGUCGGGAGCAGUCGUAUCAUCCCAUCUUUGCCAGCGGGACAAAUGCGGCAACACUACACUACCAGAAGAACGACGAGGAUCUUGUCGACAGCGUCACCGGGCAAAGGAGGCUGAACAUGCUUAUUGAUGCCGGGGCUGAAUAUCGAAAUUACUGCGCGGAUAUUACGCGGGUGGUGCCGCUUUCGGGAAAAUUUUCGCCCGAGUCCAGAGAGAUAUACGAUAUUGUGCUGGAGAUGCAGAACAGCUCGUUGGCGAUGAUUAAAGCUGGAGUGAUGUGGGAAGACGUCCAUUCAACUUCUCACCGCGUGGCUAUCCGCGGACUGCUCAAGCUCGGCAUCCUGCGCAGCACGGAGGAGGAGCUGUUUGAGAAGGGGAUCAGCGUGGCGUUUUUCCCACAUGGUCUAGGUCACUACCUUGGCAUGGACACACAUGAUACGGGAGGUAAUCCGAACUACGCAGAUAAGGAUCCGAAGUUCAAAUACUUGCGUCUGCGAGGUCCUUUGGCGUCCGGCGGGGUUGUAACUGUUGAGCCGGGGAUAUAUUUUUGUCGCUUUAUUAUCGAUCCUUAUCUCAGUUCUCCGGAUUUGGGCAAGUACAUCAAUGCCGAUGUUCUUGAACGGUAUUGGAGUGUGGGUGGUGUGCGCAUUGAGGACAAUGUAGUCGUCACAGAUAGUGGUUACGACAAUCUGACGACGGCUCCAAAACUUCCCGAGGAGAUAGAGAGACUUGCUACGGAAAAAUAA
This is a messenger RNA of Paracoccidioides brasiliensis Pb18, 1407 nucleotides long. RefSeq lists its product as uncharacterized. The record is from RefSeq and is a predicted model, not a curated record. Gene Ontology annotation, molecular function: manganese ion binding; metalloaminopeptidase activity. The coding region runs from base 1 to 1407 and encodes 468 amino acids. The transcript is spliced from 3 exons.